This is a messenger RNA of Clupea harengus (Atlantic herring), 1679 nucleotides long. RefSeq names its product tubulin delta chain-like. The record is from RefSeq and is a predicted model, not a curated record. Gene Ontology annotation, cellular component: microtubule. Gene Ontology annotation, molecular function: structural constituent of cytoskeleton; GTP binding. Lineage: Eukaryota; Metazoa; Chordata; Actinopteri; Clupeiformes; Clupeidae. Gene Ontology annotation, biological process: microtubule-based process.
UUCCUUUCGUUGAACAUCAGUUGGAGAGCUUCAAGCAUAGAUGAUUUAGGACCACGGCGCGAGACACUGAAUGGUUUUGAAUUGCCCGCAUUGAAGACGGCAGUUGACCUAAUACUGGCAGUGAUGUCGGCCGUGAUACUUCAGGUGGGUCAAUGUGGAAAUCAAGUGGGCCUUGAAUGGUGCGAGAUGCUGUCAAAGACCUCCGAACAAUGCGGACAUGGGUCUCCUUACAUCACGAAAGAAGGCACCUUGGCAGUGGUCUGUGUAGACAGUGAUCCCAAGGUUUUGAGAAGAGCUCAGCGGCUGGUUAGGAAUAAAACGUUACUUGAGUCCAAUAUUGUCCAAGGAAAAGGAGGCAGAGGAAACAACUGGGCUUAUGGCUACCAUGGACACUGGGUUGAAGAGGGUGAUCAGCUGCUCCAACAGGCAAUGGAGGCUGUGAGGCAGGAGGCAGAGAGACGUGAUUACUAUGGUGGAACUAUAAUGUUGCACAGUGUCAGUGGAGGCACGGGAUCUGGACUGGGCUCACGGCUUUGUGAGGAGAUUCGUGCAGAGUUUCCUGUGAGUCACAUUCUCACAGUCUCUGUGGUCCCCCAUCAGAGUGGAGAGAGCCCACUCCAGCACUACAACACCCUACUGAGCCUGGCUGCUCUACACAGAAGUUCUGAUGCCAUCCUCCUCUUUCACAAUGACCAGGCCCUCAGCUACAGCAGGGACCUACAGAAGAAGGUUUCCGGCACAUUUGGACUUUCUAGUGGUCUGGCGCAAGGCACUCUUUCAUUCAUGAAUAAACAUAUUGUCUCAUGUAUCGCUGGACUUCUGCUACCUGUUCACAACCUCACAACAGCCAGCAAUUGGAGUUUAGGUGUGGAGCCUUGGGAGCUGAUUCGGUCUGUGUGCCCAAUGCCUGCAGCUAAACUCCUGUCCAUCACCCAGGCAGGCUCCAGAGAAAAACUGAAAUGGGACAGUUUGGCAAGCAGCACUCUCCAAUCUGUACCACAGGUGUCUCUCGCAGGGAGAUCUUACACCAGUCGGGCUGUUCUUGCAGUGGCAAGAGGUGACCAGGACAACUCUUUUAUAAUGUCCAGUGCACUAAAUAAACUAAAGCGAGGACAUCGUUGUGUAGCAUGGAACCCCUUCCCCGUCGAUCACUGGACAGUGUGUGUAAUUCUGUGCUUAUUUUCAGAUCCUUGUAAUGAGGUUUGUUUGUCACCAAAUGCACACCUUCUUACGGUUUGCUCCAAUCACAGCAGUGUCACCUCUUUGCUCGAUCACGUGGUGCACCGAACAAAAGAGAUGAUUUGUGUGCGAGCUUAUCUACACUGGUAUGAACGCUAUGGUGUGGAGGAUCAAGACUUUCAGCAGGCUGUGGAAACUCUCCUGAAAGUCGUGGAGGAGUAUGAUGCACAUUGACAUCAGUUCAGCACUGUCGUAGACUGUAUUUUCAGACAAAAUCACUUGCAAAAAAACAUAACAAACGAAUUGGUGAAACUAUAAAAUAAUGUAAAAAAGCUCACACUACUGGAAAAUGCUUGUCAUCAUUCUUUUGUGGCACUUUCUUUUGUAUUCCUACUAUUGCUUUUUUUUAUUCAGUGGGUUCUGUGACCCUGUGUUUGCACCUACAUGAGAAUUAUAGAGUUGUAAUUUAAUUCUGUGUCUAUUAAAUAUACAAAAAAUGA